Messenger RNA from Tripterygium wilfordii, 1487 nucleotides. RefSeq lists its product as uncharacterized. NCBI's taxonomy places the organism in Eukaryota, Viridiplantae, Streptophyta, Magnoliopsida, Celastrales, Celastraceae. Bases 732 to 1325 code for a protein of 197 amino acids. The record is from RefSeq and is a predicted model, not a curated record. The transcript is spliced from 2 exons.
UUAACACCGCUAGUGUUACCCAUUAGACCGGUCUCCACUGAUUAGCCCAAUUCAUUCAUGGCCAAACAAGUGGUCCAUUUUGCGUCAGGACAAAGUAAAGCCCAUGUGGGCUCAGUGUGCAAUCGUGGAAUGUUGAUGAAAGGAAGGAAGAACCGGAUCUUGCAGAAAGAGACUAGCUUCUUCCAGCUGAAUCUUAUAAUCAGAUCUGGAGGUUAGCUCGGGAACUUGUAUCUCUGAGAGACUUAAGCUUCGAAGGUGAUGUAAAUUAAUACUGAGAAUACUUACUUUGGAUGUGUUAAUGGAAUGAUUUCAGUUCUAGUAAGUUUCAGAAAAUGAAUUUGAAGAUUUUCUGAGUAAUCAGUGGGUGUUGAAUUAUCUGCGAAUGAUUGCUGGUUUAGAUUAGGGUUUUGUUGCUUCUCAACAAUUACCUAGCUUGAAAGAGUUUAAAAAAAAAAAAAAAAGGUUCUGUGGCAAGAGCUGCAGCUGCUUGUGUGCUAGGAAUGAUAGAAAAUCUUAAUUGAACAGCUUCCCUUCGUCAAUGGCAGGCUUAGAUGGGUUCCUGUGAUGAGAUUUGGAUUGAAUUGGAUGAGUAGAUUAGAGGCUUGAAAUGAUUCUCUAUGUUUUGGGUGGUGAUAUCCUGGAUAGGUUUGCUAGUAUUGGGUGGCUUUAGAGAAUUGAGAUGCUAAUAGUUAACUGGUUUUCCAAAUGAUCUUGUGUCCUUGUUGAAGAGAAUGAGGAGAGGUCGUUUUUUGAACAACUCUAUUGCUUUUGUAUGUAUUUUGGUGUCUGUUUGUUGCCUUCUGGUUCUGAUGAUUUCGGUGCUUAAGCUUCCGGAGGCAUCACUUGGUAGCAAGGCAGACAGGCUCUACCAGACUAGGAAAACAAGGACUCUGUCCAAGGAUGAGAAUUUGAGCAAGUUUGGGGAGAUCAUGAUUCAAAUGUUGCCAGAAGAUCUUCCUUUCACUGUCUUUGUACCUUCCGAGAAAGCUUUCGAGCGUGACCUCAAGCUACAGGGGAACGAUAGCUUAGUAAGCGAGAAAAGAGAAGAUACAGUUGCUAUAUUAUCUCGAAUAUUGGGUUUCUCAGCUGUUCCUCGGAUUCUUUCUUCGGCUACAUUAGCUUCUGAUAAAGAGGUUUCUUAUGAUUCAUUAUCUGGGUUCAUUUUAUACAUUUCGAAAGAUGUGGAUGGAAUGCUGGUCGUUAAUGGAGUUCGGUCAGAACGAGUAGAUCUCCAGAAGGGAGUGUUUGUUGUGCAUGUUAUGGAUGGAGUGAUUAUGGAUGCUGAAUUUCAACAGUCAGUGAAACCUGACUACGGCGAAGAUUGAAUUUGUGCUAAUGUAAUUGUUUCAGAAAUAACUGUCUAAGUCUGUUGUUGUCGGACAUUACUAUACACUGAACCGUUUACCAGAAAAUAGGGAUGAAAAGUGGAAUUCUGUGAUGUGAGAGUACUUUUUUGAUGAAUAGUAAAGAACAGAUUCAUAGUGCAA